UGUGCCUUCUUACAGUUACAGCUCUGAUCUCUUUGACUACAAACAACCUGAAAGUGAGAAAGAGAUAGGCAAAAAUGGCUGCUGCACUUACAGGUGUAGGAGCUGGGUUAGUGGUUUCAUGUUCAUCAAAGAUUUCUUGGAGAAGUUCUUCUGUUUCACCUCGUUGUAGCGUCAAAAUGGCGGUCUCUGUCGAAGAGAAGAAGAAGAAAUUUACUCUUGAAAAAUCUGAAGAAGCUUUCAAUGCCGCCAAGGAGUUGAUGCCUGGAGGUGUAAAUUCACCUGUCCGUGCCUUUAAAUCUGUUGGUGGACAGCCUAUUGUGUUUGAUUCUGUCAAAGGCUCUCGCAUGCAGGACAUUGAUGGGAAUGAGUACAUUGACUAUGUUGGUUCUUGGGGGCCUGCAGUAAUUGGUCAUGCAGAUGAUAAGGUACUUGAAGCCUUGGCUGAAACAAUGAAAAAAGGAACUAGCUUUGGUGCUCCUUGUCUGCUAGAGAAUGUUCUGGCAGAGAUGGUAAUCUCAGCUGUUCCAAGCAUAGAAAUGGUACGUUUUGUUAACUCUGGCACAGAAGCAUGCAUGGGUGUGGUUCGCCUGGCCCGUGCUUUCACUGCACGGUCAAAAAUCAUCAAAUUUGAGGGUUGUUACCAUGGGCACGCCAAUUCAUUUCUAGUCAAGGCUGGCAGUGGAGUUGCCACCCUAGGCUCCCCUGGUGUCCCUAAAGGAGCCACCAUAGAUACUCUAACAGCCCCCUUCAAUGAUAUCUCAGCUGUGGAAAAUCUCUUUAAGACUCACAAAGGAGAGAUUGCUGCUAUUAUCCUUGAACCUGUAGUUGGGAAUUCUGGCUUCAUUGCUCCAAAAGUCGACUUUCUUAAUGCCAUACGCCAGCUCACCAAAGAACAUAACGCUCUCCUGAUCUUUGAUGAGGUAAUGACUGGAUUUCGUUUGUCUUAUGAUGGAGCUCAAGAGUAUUUUGGCAUAACUCCUGAUUUAACAACUCUUGGAAAGAUCAUUGGUGGUGGCCUGCCAGUUGGUGCAUAUGGAGGAAAGAGGGAGAUAAUGGAGAUGGUGGCACCAGCAGGACCAAUGUACCAGGCUGGGACCUUAAGUGGGAACCCAUUGGCAAUGACUGCAGGGAUACACACUCUAAAGCGAUUGAAGGAGCCUGGAACUUAUGAAUACUUAAAUAAGAUCACAAACCAACUUAUUACUGGAAUACUUGAUGUGGGUAAGAAGGCUGGGCAUGCAAUGUGUGGAGGAUAUAUCGGUGGCAUGUUUGGAUUUUUCUUUACAAAAGGGCUUGUUAACAACUUUGCCGAUGCCAAGAAGAGUGACACUGCAAAGUUUGCAAAGUAUAGGGGAAUGCAGGAAGGAGGUGUAUACUUGGCACCUUCACAGUUUGAGGCUGGAUUUACGAGCUUGGCACAUACAUCUGAAGAUAUCCAACUAACAAUAGCGGCAGCUGAGAAGGUUCUGAAGCAGAUUUAGAGUGUGUACGUUUAUUAAAGCCUUUGAUCGAUUUAUUUCCACCUACCCUUACCUUCCCAAUUUUUUAUUUAUGAUUCAACAAUGCCCAUAUUGAAGGUUUGCAUGCAGCGAUUUGUAGUCUCUUCUCUGUCAACUGUGAAUUAUUAACUGAGCAUUGCUUGGCCGAUAUCCAUUACUGAAUUUUCCUGGCGGUUGCUUCUGUAAUACUGGGAAUUACUUUAUGUAUGAAAAAUGAUAUCUUCUAUCA
Molecule: messenger RNA, 1728 nt
Organism: Mangifera indica (mango)
Lineage: Eukaryota; Viridiplantae; Streptophyta; Magnoliopsida; Sapindales; Anacardiaceae
Product: glutamate-1-semialdehyde 2,1-aminomutase 2, chloroplastic-like
Biological process (GO): tetrapyrrole biosynthetic process
Cellular component (GO): chloroplast
Molecular function (GO): pyridoxal phosphate binding; transaminase activity; glutamate-1-semialdehyde 2,1-aminomutase activity
Source: RefSeq, a predicted model, not a curated record